UGUCAGUUAUGGAGCUGUAGGAGUGCUGCGGAGCUCUCGCCCUUCCCAAGGCUGUUCGCAUUCACUCAUUGUAGUAGCACCAAACGAUCGCACGGGGCUAGCGCCACCCCGACCCGACCGAUUUACGCUGGAUUUAACGGCGCGCAACAGAACUUUGGAUGCGGGCUGACGGGAUUUCCGGAAACGGACUUUAGAUUGAAGUUAAACGCGAAGACAUUUAACAAUAUAACUACGGAGAGGACAGUGGAAGUGAUCUUUUAAGGUGCCUCAGAAAAUCCCAAAGGAACCAGAGUGCGCACAUUAAAGCAAUCGAAACGCGUUUUGUUUGGAGACAUUCGUGCGCUUUUGCGCGUCAUAGCCGCUCAUUCCGGCUCUGUUCUGCAUUUAAUUUCUGUUUCUGUUUAUUAAACGCAUUAAGGCUGGCUUGGUAUUAAUCACGGGCUGUGAGACACUAGUUCGCCGUCACCCGUGUGCGUGGAUCUGAUUAUUCACUUUGAAAGACAUCAUGAGCGCAGUAAAGACUCUUGAGUUUUCAGCUGUAUUUGAGCAGCUGACAGAGAGAGAAUAGAGAAUUACUCCAGACACUAAACGAGGAGAAAACUUCUCUAGUGUUUGCGAAUUGAGGUGUGGAGUGGAUGUGGACUAUGACAGGAUGACUCCUCUAACGCACCUUUUACUCUGUGGAUUAUUGUACUUUAACCAAGUGGAUGGAUCCCGUCUGCGGCAGGAAGACUCUCCGCCCCGCAUUGUGGAACACCCCUCUGAUCUGAUCGUAUCCAAGGGUGAGCCCGCCACCCUAAACUGCAAGGCAGAAGGGCGGCCCACCCCCACCGUGGAGUGGUACAAGGAUGGAGAACGAGUUGAAACCGACAAAGAUGACCCUCGAUCCCACCGCAUGCUCCUACCCACAGGCUCGCUCUUCUUCCUGCGUAUUGUACACGGUCGUCGCAGCAAACCGGACGAGGGGGCGUACGUUUGUGUGGCUCGAAAUUACUUGGGGGAAGCAGUCAGUCGCAAUGCCUCAUUGGAAGUAGCAUUGUUACGAGAUGAUUUCAGACAGAACCCAACAGACGUGGUGGUGGCUGCUGGAGAACCAGCCAUCUUGGAGUGCGUCCCCCCUCGUGGACACCCGGAACCCACCAUCUACUGGAAGAAAGACAAAGUUAGGAUUGAUGAGAAGGAUGACAGGAUCAAGAUCCGUGGAGGGAAGCUGAUGAUCACAAACACGAGGAAGAGUGACACUGGCAUAUAUAUCUGCGUGGGCACCAACAUGGUCGGUGAGAGAGACAGCGAGACUGCCCAGGUCACCGUGUUUGAGAGGCCAACGUUUCUACGGCGGCCCAUUAACCAGGUGGUUCUGGAAGAGGAAGCGGUGGAAUUUCGCUGUCAGGUGCAGGGAGACCCACAGCCCUCAGUUCGCUGGAAAAAAGAUGAAAUUGACAUCCCCCGCGGGAGGUAUGAUAUUAAAUAUGAUAAGGAUCACUAUGUGCUGAGGAUAAAGAAGGCAGUAGCAGGGGAUGAAGGGACCUUCACCUGCGUGGCGGAGAACCGAGUGGGCAAAAUGGAGGCAUCCGCCACCCUCACGGUUAGAGCUCGCCCUGUUGCCGCACCGCAGUUCGUGAUCAGGCCACGAGACCAGAUUGUGGCGCAGGGACGCACCGCCACUUUCCCCUGUGAGACCAAAGGGAACCCACAACCAGCAGUCUUCUGGCAGAAAGAGGGCAGCCAGAACCUCCUAUUUCCAAAUCAGUUGCAGCAACCCAACAGUCGAUUCUCUGUGUCGCCCAGCGGAGAUCUCACCAUCACCACAAUCCAGCGGGCUGACGCAGGGUAUUAUAUCUGCCAGGCCCUGACAGUUGCGGGUAGCAUCCUGGCCAAAGCCCAGCUUGAAGUCACAGACGUGUUGACCGAUCGUCCUCCCCCCAUCAUCCGGCAGGGUCCAGCUAACCAGACUCGGGGUGUGGACAGUGUGGCUCUUCUCAGGUGCCAUGCAUCCGGGGAGCCCGUGCCCACCAUCAGUUGGCUAAAGGACGGGGUCAGUCUUCUGGGGAAAGAUUCGCGUAUGUCCCUGCAAGACCUGGGCAGCCUGCAGAUCAAAGGCUUACGGCUCACUGAUUCUGGUAUAUACACCUGCGUGGCAGCGAGUUCAAGCGGGGAAACAUCGUGGAGUGCUUUCUUGGAAGUCAAAGAGUCUGGUAGUCUUGUGGUGGUUAAGGACAGAGAUGAGAACGAGCUCCCAGGUCCCCCGUCCAAACCUCAGGUUACAGAUGUCACUAAAAACAGUGUGUCGUUGUCCUGGCAACCUGGCCUGCCUGGGGUGUCAACCAUCUCCUCAUAUGUUAUUGAAGCUUUCAGCCAAUCGGUGAGCAACAGCUGGCAGACUGUGGCUGAUCACGUGAAGACCACACAGUACACCAUUAAGGGUCUCCGACCCAACACCAUAUACCUGUUCAUGGUGCGAGCAGUCAAUGUCCAAGGCCUGAGUGACCCCAGCCCCAUGUCUGAACCCGUCCGCACUCAAGACAUAAGUCCUCCAGCUCAGGGUGUGGAUCACAGACACGUACAGAAGGAGCUGGGAGAGGUUAUUGUGAGGCUACACAACCCUGUGGUCCUCAGCCCCACCACCGUACAAGUCACAUGGACGGUGGACCGUCAGUCUCAGUUCAUCCAGGGCUACAGGGUUUUGUACAGGCAGAUGUCAGGGCUGUCCUCCCCCGGGGCAUGGCAGACCCAGGAUGUUAAGGUCCCCUCUGAGAGGAGCAUGGUGCUCUCUGCACUGAAGCAAGGCAUCGUCUACGAGAUCAAAGUCCGUCCAUACUUCAAUGAGUUUCAGGGCAUGGACAGCGAGUCCCGGACAGCCAGAACAACUGAGGAAGCACCCAGUGCCCCUCCUCAGCAGGUGACCGUACUAACAGUGGGCAAUCAGAACAGCACAUCUAUCAGUAUCUCUUGGGACCCUCCACCAGCAGAACAUCAAAACGGCAUCAUCCAAGAAUAUAAGAUCUGGUGUUUAGGGAAUGAGACCCGAUUCCAUGUUAAUAAGACCGUGGAUGCAGCUAUCCGUUCAGUGGUGGUCGGGGGUCUACAGGCAGGGAUCCUGUAUCGGGUGGAGGUAGCCGCUAGCACCAGCGCUGGAGUGGGUGUGAAGAGUGAACCACAAUCCAUUAUUAUUGGUAAGGACUUUCGGGAUGUGAUUGUGAGUGGCAACAGGAACAAUAGUAUAACGGAGCAGAUCACAGACGUGGUGAAGCAGCCGGCCUUCAUCGCGGGCAUCGGAGGGGCCUGCUGGGUCAUUCUGAUGGGCUUCAGUAUAUGGCUCUACUGGAGGAGGAAGAAGAGGAAGGGUCUGAGCAAUUACGCAGUUCAGUCGUUCACCUUCACUCCUGCAGUGACGUUCCAGCGCGUUGAUGGAGGCUUGAUGAGCAACGGGAGUCGUCCUGGUCUACUCAAUGCCAGUGAUUCGGGGUACCCAUGGCUUGCAGACUCCUGGCCGACCACCAGUCUGCCUGUUAACAGCAGUUCUGGAGGACCCAAUGACCUCAACUUCAGUCGUGGAGAUGUGAUGCCCAGUGCCCAAGCAGAUAAGACAGGCACCAUGCUUUCCGACGGAGCCAUUUACAGUAGCAUCGACUUCACCACCAAAGGUGGCUUCUGCAGUCCAAGCCCCACCUCCCAGGCCACGCCCUAUGCCACCACCCAGAUCCUCCAUUCCAGCAGCAUCCACGAACUCGCUGUAGAUCUACCUGAAGCCCAAUGGAAGACCUCCAUGCAGGCGAAACAGGAGAUGGCCAGCCUGGGUUACUCACUGCCAGACAAGAACUCCUGCAACAACACACUCCUUUUCAUUCCUGACUACCGAUUGGCUGAUGGAUUGUCUAAUAGAAUGCCCCACAACCAAUCACAGGAUUUCAGCACCACCAGCUCCCACAGCAGCUCAGUUCGGAGCAACAGUCUAUCAGGUGGGAAAGGGGGUAAGAAGAAGAAGACCAAAGCAAACGCCAAGCCCACCAAGAUGAAUGGAUCCAGCUGGGCUAAUGUCCCCCUGCCACCCCCUCCUGUCCACCCUCUUCCGGGCACCACUACACAUCAUAUGGACCACUACACAUCAGAACACCAUGAUGGAGGAGGCUAUGAGAGUGAUGGUUGGGGCCCACCGUUGCCUGUGCAGACAUACCUGCACCAGGGUUUAGAAGAUGAGCUGGAGGAAGAAGAGGAACGUGUGCCCACUCCUCCCAUCCGGGGCGUUGCGUCCUCACCUGCAGCGGUGUCAUUUGGCAAACAGUCCACAGCCACACUGAGCCCCUCUCCACGUGAGGAAAUACAACCCAUGCUCCAGGCCCACCUCGACGAACUUACACGCGCUUACCAGCUGGACUUGGACAAACAGACUUGGCACAUGCAGGGUGGGCCUUACCCACCCCAGGCCCCAGCGCCGCCCGUGGGCUACAUUUCCAGCACCCUAGUGUCCGACAUCGAGACGGACCUCCCUGAUGAAGAUGACUAUGAUGAAGAGGACGAAGGAUACGAGAUGUCACCACCAAUUAGGGGCAUCGAACACACGCCAGGCUCCAGCAUGGACAACUUGGACAGCUCGGUUACGGGCUCCAUGGUGAAUGGCUGGGGUUCAGCUUCAGAGGAAGACGACCGAAACUUCUCCAGCCAGAGGUCUAGUGCUGGCAGUUCCUCUGACGGCUCGCUCUUCACCCAUUGCAACUUUGCACAAGCUCUAGUGGCGGCCGCAGACAAGGCUGGCUACCGUCUGGACGGCACCAGCCUAAGCAAAAGAGAUAAAGGUCUUUCUCAUAGACAUCGUCCUGCCAGCCCAUUCUCCACAGAUGGAAGCACGGUGGGCACACAUAGCCUGGGUCACCAGCGGGCGGCAAGGCCCACCCGCAAACACAAAGGCCCUGGCACUGCCCCACACCGCCGCGAUGCCAGCGCGGAUGACCUGCCCCCACCACCAGAGCCUCCACCCUUUCAGACACCAUGCAUCCCGGGGGUAAGGAGUGCGAAUAACUUGCCCAACCCCUCUGAUCGGAAGGCCUCCUCGCUGGAGAGGCAGCCACUGAUGGGCCUGGAGGAGAUGAAAAGCUCAUUGGACCGGCAGGCAAGAACCUCACUGGAGCGCCACUGGCAAGCGCAGGACAGACUGGGGUCCAUAGACCAAGGAGACCAAAAUAGAAGAGGACAGAAAAAUGGUCCUGGUUCAGAAGAGGUCAUAUUGCCAUACAACAAACCAUCAUUCCCUUCCCCUGGGGGCCACAGCUCAUCCGGAACAGCCUCCUCUAAAGGGUCAACAGGUCCUCGUAAAGGAGAGGGGUCAAGGGGUCAGCACCAGCGCUCCACCACGGAGCAGUCGGACAGCAGUUAUAUGGGGACUAGCACGCAGUACUCUGGAGAGUUAUAGUGAGACUUUUUGAUGGAAACUGAAGAAUGCCUUUAUCUGCUCUGGAAAUGCCUCACCUAAUUGGUGCAAGUGACUCGUGAAGCUUCAGAUGGAAGAAGGGGGAAAAAAAGACAAAAAAUAUGAAAACAACAAUCUGUAAAUGUGAUGUAAAGAUGGACAUGCAACCUACAAGUUCCACAGCAUCCCUCACCUUCCUCGUUAAACUAUUCAUUCACGAAAAAAGAAAAAUGUCAGGAAACAGAAGGCCGCCUAGACUUUGGUGAACUUGCGAAAAGGGAAUCAAAUUUCCUGUAAAUAUAUUAUUGACGUCGGAGAUUGAAAAUGGCAUUAUUGUUAUUGCAUUGCUAUGCAAGCCGAGUUCAGUUUCCACUCUCCUCCCUCUUACGCUGUUGGUCGUUGUAUGAUAUGUGAAUCGAUGGGCUGUAGUGCCAUAGAAAUUAUGUUGUCAUCCAUCAUUUGUUUAUACUUCUCAUGAAUUGUUGUCAUUAUAAUAAUUACAAUUAUUAUAAUUAAUUAUUUUCGUUUGCACUGCAAUUUUGGUGAUAAGCACAAAACCAUAGCUCCUGCUGACAUGAAGAAUUGGAGGAAAGGAAGGGGAGUUUCUGUACUGUAACUAGAGAUAAGAGAAUAUAUUGCCAUGUAAAGAGAUAUAUUAAGAUAUGUCUGUAAAAGAUGUAAAAGACUUGUAGUUCUGACGAAACGUAAUUUUGUAAGUUAUGAACUUUUCACAGUUGGAUUCCUCUUAGUUUACAGUAGAGGAACUGGACCCACUCCAUUCUGCAUAUAGGCAAAAUAGUCACAGAUGGGUUGGAAAACUGUUUGCAGGGAAAUUUAUCCUAAGUGAUUCUAUUUUGAACAGAUCCAACCACCCUUCUAGUUCUCUUUAAUUAUCUCAAAUCCAGUCCACUUGGUCCAAUUGGAAUAUUUUCAGACCAGAUUCUUUAAAGGGAUGGUUCAACCAAAAAUGAGAAUUCUGUUACCAUUUAUUCACCCUCAACAACAGAGUAAAUCAUGACAGAAUUUUUAUUUUUGGGUGAACUCUUUCACUACACUGGACUAAAGGUACCAAACUUUAAUUCGCCCCACACCUGCCCCUCUUUGUUUGUUGCUUGAGUACGUUUUGUUUACAUGUCAGGCUAAUUUAUUUACUCUUAUGAUUUUCUUUU
Messenger RNA from Xyrauchen texanus (razorback sucker), 6573 nucleotides. It is a transcript of the gene robo2, whose product is annotated as roundabout, axon guidance receptor, homolog 2 (Drosophila). Lineage: Eukaryota; Metazoa; Chordata; Actinopteri; Cypriniformes; Catostomidae. The transcript has 31 exons. The record is from RefSeq and is a predicted model, not a curated record. Gene Ontology annotation, molecular function: protein binding. Gene Ontology annotation, biological process: axon guidance; cell-cell adhesion. The coding region runs from base 653 to 5407 and encodes 1584 amino acids. Gene Ontology annotation, cellular component: axon; plasma membrane.